UCCAGAUUUGGGUAAAUUUAACAAAUCUACUGGUUGGAAAUCAACAGUAAACAACGUCUUUUGCAACCUGUGGAAUUCAAUUCUCAAUAAAGCCGACUAAAAGAUUCGAUCAAUGAUGCAACAGCAAGUGAAACUGCUACUUGCACUAGCAGCUUUGCUAGGAGCAGCCAACGCUCAACGCGGAUGCCCUAACCAAGUUGAUUGCACCGACGAUCCAUGUGCGACUGCCACCUGUCCUUCCUUCAUGGAUACAGAAUGCCGCGUCAACAACUGUUCCGGAGAAUGCACUGCAGAUUUCUUCACUACAAAAGGCAGUCGAGAUGUGAAUGUGACAAACAAUUGCUUCAAAUACUUCGAGACAUGCAAGGAAGAUACUUGCAACAUACGAAGGAAAUGUAUGACCUACACUCCGGAGGUUUGCAAGAAUGGAAGAAUCUGUCAAAACAUAAGGUGUGAGAUUGAAAGUCUCCCUCCUUUGACUUGUGAAGAUCUUGUCUGUACCGACGACAAAACAAAGUGUGAGACCACCCAGACAACCCGUGGGACACAAGCUCGCUGCGUAGUGAGUAUUCCAGACAACUGUGAUGAAAAAAAGUGCGAUGAGGGAAUGGUUUGUGAGGUCAGGACCAGAGGUAAAGAUGGGGUCCAAGUUGCAAGAUGUGUAGCCGACAAGAAAGACUCUACAAAUCCAAGAAGGGGCGCCACGUGCGCUGAAGUUGAAUGCGAUGAAGACGAAGUUUGUCUCAUGCUCAGUGACGACAAUGGAGCAAGGUGUGCUAACCCACCGCCCCCUACUGAUUGCAGCCAGCUGCAGUGUGAACAGGGAAUGGAUUGUUUGCCAACUGAGAAUAAAAAGAGAGUUCGAUGUGUACGGAGGAAAGAGCCUUUUGGAGAUUCUAAUCCGACAGAGCGUCCAUCGGGUGCCACUCCUCUGCCAGUACUGGCAAGGUCAUGUGAUCAGCUCGACUGCGAGCCAGGCUACAGCUGUCGGAUGGUGGCCAACAAAGCGAAGAAUGGGAAUAGACAACCAUUGCCUACAUGCAAGCCUGAUGAAUGCCCCACAAGGAAACCACGAGGUCCUCCGAGGAGUUGCAGACAGCUGGAGUGUGGGCGUGAGGAGGUGUGUGUGACAUGUGGAGAGGGAGAGAAGACUAGAGCGAGGUGCCUAGCAACUGAGAGACCAAACAUGCGUCAAGGUAAUACCACAAACCCAGGACGACUGGGAAACCAUACCAAACCACGCAAUACAACUUCGGGCAAUGGAACCAGACCAACUGGCAAACCCGUACGUCCAACUAGACCCUCAGGCAAUGGAACCAGACCAACUGGCAGGCCCACUGUUGUACGUCCAACUAGACCCUCAGGCAAUGGAACCAGACCAACCGGCAGGCCUGUACGUCCAACUAGGCCCUCAGGCAAUGGAACCAGACCAACUGGAGGAAGACCAACCGGCAGGCCUGUACGUCCAACUAGACCCUCAGGCAAUGGAACCAGACCAACUGGCAGGCCCACUGUUGUACGUCCAACUAGACCCUCAGGCAAUGGAACCAGACCAACCGGCAGGCCUGUACGUCCAACUAGGCCCUCAGGCAAUGGAACCAGACCAACUGGAGGAAGACCAACCGGCAGGCCCAACCGUCCACGUAAUGCCACAACACCAGACCAACGUGCAAACAGGUGUAAAGAAGCUGAGUGUCGCCGUGGUUUCAGAUGUAUCCAGGUUCGUAGGGGGGAGCGUCAAGUGCCCACCUGUGUGCGUGUAAUCGAUGAAGUGUGUCGACUGGGCCCCGAACAAAGAGAAAUUUUCGGAAAGGGUGGACUGACAAAGCCAGAUGAAAGAGAAGACGGAAAGAGUAAGUUCGAAGAAGGCGAUAUGGAAGAAGACGACGAAACGCCAGAGAGGCCUAACAAGAAGGAGGAAGGAGACGACGAAACAGAAGACGAUGAAGAGUCCGAGAGGCGUAACAAGAAGGAGGAAGGAGACGACGAAACAGAAGACGAAGAGUCCGAGAGGCGCAACAAGAAGGAGGAAGGAGACAACGAAACAGAAGACGACGAAGAGUCCGAGAGGCGUAACAAGAAUGAGGAAGGAGACGACGAAACAGAAGACAAUGAAGAGUCCGAGAGGCGUAACAAGAAGGAAGAAGGAGACGACGAAACAGAAGAUGAUGAUAAGGAUGAGGACAGCUCUACCCCUCGACCACGCCCACGCCCUACUAAUCUCCGCCUACCCGACCUAUGUUCUGAGCGAGCUUGCUGUCCUGGAGAGAAAUGCUACAUCAGCAGUACCGAAGGAGGAAGACCACGACUAGCUUUCUGUGCACCAGCUGGCUUCACAGGGGAAGUCCCCCCUGGUCCCCCAUCCCCUACAUGUGAGGAGUUAGAGUGUGGAGAAAGAUUUGAAUGCCGCGAGAGAAAAGAAAACGGACUAACAAUCGGCAGAUGUGCGAGGAAAGAAACUGACGGACCGCAACCAACCGGCAGGCCCACUGUACGUCCAACUAGACCCUCAGGCAAUAGAACCAGACCUACUGGAGGAAGACCAACCGACAGGCCCUCAGGCAAUACAGAUAAGCCUCGUCCUACUGGAGGAAGACCAACUGGCAGGCCCUCAGGCAAUACAGAUAAGCCUCGUCCUACUGGAGGAAAACCAACCGACAGGCCCUCAGGCAAUACUCGACCUACUGGAGGAAAACCAACCGACAGGCCCUCAGGCAAUACUCGACCUACUGGAGGAAAACCAACCGGCAGGCCCUCAGGUAAUACAGAUAAGCCUCGACCUACUGGAGAGAGACCAUCGAACAGGCCUACAGCCAGACCUCGUCCGCAAACGGAAUCGAAACCAAAUCCAACAAGGCCCUCAAGGCCGAAUCCAACAAGGCCCUCAAGGCCUCUAAAGCCUGGACGCUAAGAGUUUAUUCUCAAGAAAAUUGAACACAGAGUAGAGAUUGAUAGAACAAAAGUAGAAACUAGAAUAUGAGAACAAACGUAGUGUGAUUCAGAUACUUUAGCUAGUAUAUGUAUCUUGAUUGAACUUUUGGUUGAUACUUCAUAAAAAAGUUGAGAAAUGAGCACAA
This is a messenger RNA of Halichondria panicea, 3077 nucleotides long. Its product is annotated as cell surface glycoprotein 1-like. The coding region runs from base 113 to 2911 and encodes 932 amino acids. Lineage: Eukaryota; Metazoa; Porifera; Demospongiae; Suberitida; Halichondriidae. The record is from RefSeq and is a predicted model, not a curated record. The transcript has 6 exons.